Messenger RNA from Bombus terrestris (buff-tailed bumblebee), 6894 nucleotides. RefSeq lists its product as uncharacterized. The transcript is spliced from 4 exons. The record is from RefSeq and is a predicted model, not a curated record. NCBI's taxonomy places the organism in Eukaryota, Metazoa, Arthropoda, Insecta, Hymenoptera, Apidae. Gene Ontology annotation, biological process: regulation of monoatomic ion transmembrane transport; potassium ion import across plasma membrane. Gene Ontology annotation, cellular component: plasma membrane. Gene Ontology annotation, molecular function: inward rectifier potassium channel activity. The coding region runs from base 2304 to 4787 and encodes 827 amino acids.
GUAACGCGUACGCUUUCGGUUCACAAGCUCGAGCUCGGGCGUUUGCGUGCGAUCAGCGAUUUCGCGAUGGUUCGCCAAGAACGACGCGACGCCGAUAAGGAGAUGGCUGCUCGGUGAUAAGACAUGCUCCCGGACUUUUCGAGUCAGUCAAACGAAGUCAGUGGAACAAAUCUUGAUUUGCUGGCGUUGUAGUCCAACGCUUCGCGAUGUCGGUCUCGUCGAAAACGUUAUCGGUGAACCGAGUGCACCACGCUAUAAACGAGAAACAGAUAGUGCCAAUUGAAGAAGACAUCCAGUGUAUCACACGAACGUCGUUUUGAGUCGCCGAUGAGAUUCGCGCUUUCGUCGUGCCAAUAACAAUCGACGAAAGUAGAUUUUAGGUGCCUUUUGCGAAUCGUGAACGAUGCUCGAACGUGCAUAAAAGGCGGUGGAUCAACUUUCGAUCAAAAGUCUGAGAUUCGAGGGCUGUGAUUUGGCAUCGAGCGCUGGUCGCGACGAAUAUUUGUAGGAAAAGUUCUUUGCUCCAUUUGCUCCGUAAGUUUGCAAAGGUAUUGAGAAGGUGGAAUUGUUCGUAGGCCGAUGUUGAUUCGAAGCUUAAACAGAUUUUUAAUUACGAGAGAAAUUCUUCAGCUCUUUGCUGGAUAAAUCUAAGAGAACGGUAAAGACAGUGCGCUUACUCCAGUGUUGGAUCGAAAUUGAAGUAAAUAUGAAAAGAAGUGUAAAAUACAGAGACAAUAUUAAUUAAGAAUUCGUAGAAUUUUUAGAAGUAAUCGUGAUUGAUGAAAGAGAAGUUUGAGAGGGAAGGCGUCGAUGCAAAGAAUCGCGAUAUCGUUGAUAAAAAAAAAAAAGAAGAAAAAAAAAGGCAGGAAACAAGGGAAACAUUCCGCGUGACGUAAUCAGGCCAUUUUCUCGCAAAUGAAAAGAGCAAACGUUAUUGUUAGUAGCUGAUAAGUGGAGACCACUGGCCAGGUGUUGGCUCGUAUAAGACGUCCUACAUCAUUGCUCGUACAUCAGUAGAUUCUCCAUCAUCAAACUCGACACCUAUUCACCUAACUAUUCGGUUCUUCCGCGCACAUCGCGUGUCUUCCGUUCGAACGAUAACAGGCCAUAAAACGAAACGAAAUCUUAGUAAAGAACAACUUGAUUAUCCAAGAGAAAAUACAAUUUCACUUUGUUGAAGAAAUCUUCAACUCGAUUAAGACAGACAGAUCCUGCCAAGCUUAAAGGUGGAUUAGAAAGAUUUAAUGGAAUUACCAUUGGAUAAUCAGAGAGAAAUUGAUCGAUGACGUGUACUUAGUUUUUGAGAAUCAAUUUUAAGAGUAACGGUUGAAGAGCAGAUGCGAUUGCCAGUGAGUUUUCUCAGCUGUGUUCAUAGUUGUCAAAUAGUGUUCGAGAAAGGAAAUUGAUAAAAGAUAAACUCUUUUUCGUCUGAUUGUGGUUAACGAAACGAGUAACUGCGAGAUCUAAGACGAUAAGCGAAAGACUUACGUAGAACGAUAAUCAAUCGGGACAGGAAGUAAUUGCCUUCCCUUUAAUUAACUUCAACGCUUCGCAUUUGCAGCGAUCAUCGAAGGUUUAUUCUGCGACGUGAGAGGAUUUUUCGCGAUCGCUGAACUAUUUGAAAAGAUAGUAACUUGUUAGAAUUAUCGCUGCAAUCACUGAGAAUUCAUUCCUACUAUCGUUUUCGAUAGUAGCUAUCGUUUUCGUCAAAAUCAAAGGGAAUUUUACAAUCGUUGAAUUUGUUGAAACUUAGCUUAGUAAAGAAACGAAAGAUUAUUGAAAUUAUUGCUACGAGCAUAGAAAUUGAUACUGAUUUAAAGAUCGUCAAAUUUUCCAAGGGAAACAGGAAAAUCGAGAUUUUCAAAAUUAACUUUCAAGUUCGAAGUUGACAUUUGGAGCAUCUGUACACGUAGAAAUUUCUGCGCGUAUCGAUAAAUUGUACGUGUGUGUUAUCUACAAUCGCGCAAGAAACCUUAAGAUCGUGACACAGAGAAAUGUUUGUACGAUGCGAAAAAAUCCUUCCGCCACUGAUCCUUCUUCGUUCGCGAUAAGAAAUGAAAAAUUGCAGCUACGUCGAAGCGUGUCGUUUAAUAUCACGUGCGCGUGCAAUCGUAUGUCACAAAUCUGAUUAUCCAAGUGUCUAGAACUUCUUCGUCAAACUAAUAAAUCUUUCGAAUAAAACGGGAACAACGUCGUACGCUAUUGUCCUCGAAUGGAAAAUAUUCUUCGAGGUAGAGUAUUGUCCGAAUACGCGAGCUAAAGCGUGUGUAUCAAAGGGAAAAACAGAAGAAGAAGAAGCAAAAAUGAACGGAGACGUUCCAAAAGAUCCAAUUUCGAGCGUGAAAUCAUCCUCGCCGGACAGAGGCGAGAAACAAAAUCUGUUGCCAUCGUCGGAACAAACAACACCUGUUAUAGUAAAAAUGUCCAAGACUCCAUCGCUUAAAAGCAGAGAAAUAGUUGGUGAACUUUUGCAACGAUUGACAGUUUGUCAUGGAAAGGUUCAGGAAGGAUCACGUAAAAUGCGAAGAAAUCCAUCGAGCCGGUACAGAGCAUGGCCAACGCGGAAGCUACGUCGUCGCGCCGUGUUAAAAAACGGCGAGUGCAACGUCCUUCAGUCGCGAAUCUCCAGGCGUUCCCUGCGCUUCCUCCGGGACAUAUUCACGACCCUGGUCGACACUCAAUGGCGAUGGAUGUUGCUGUGCUUCAGCCUGAGCUUCGUGCUCUCCUGGCUAGGUUUCGCGGUCAUCUGGUGGCUCAUCGCGUUCAGCCACGGUGACUUUGAAAAGGACCAUCUGCCCCCGUAUCAAAUAGAUAACAACUGGACACCCUGCAUCAACAAUAUCUUCUCGUUCACGAGCUGUUUCCUGUUCAGUAUCGAGACGCAACACACGAUCGGUUACGGAAGUCGUGUCACGACCGAGGAAUGUCCUGAGGCGAUCUUCGUUAUGUGCAUCCAGAGCAUCGUCGGUGUGAUGAUCCAGGCGUUCAUGGUGGGCAUAGUGUUCGCAAAGAUGAGCAGGCCCAAGCAGAGAACUCAAACGUUGCUGUUCUCGCGGAACGCUGUUAUCUGUCAGAGAGAUGGCGAGCUCUGUUUGAUGUUCCGAGUCGGCGAUAUGAGGAAAAGUCACAUAAUAGGAGCCGCCAUUAGGGCCCAAUUGAUAAGGACCAGGACCACCAAGGAGGGCGAAGUGCUGUCACAGAACCAACAGGAGCUGGCCGUAGGCACCGAUGGUCAGAACGGUAACCUGUUCUUCAUCUGGCCCACUACGAUCGUUCACAAAAUCAACGCGGAGUCGCCGUUUUACAACAUGUCCGCCGAGGACAUGCUGACGGAGAGGUUCGAGAUUGUGGCCAUCCUCGAGGGAACGAUAGAAUCGACAGGACAAACCACUCAAGCCAGAUCCAGUUAUUUGCCACAAGAGAUCCUCUGGGGACACAGGUUCGAGCCCAUGGUCACGUACUCGAAAGAGAGACAGGGCUACGAAGUGGAUUACUCCUUGUUCAACAAUACCACGCAGGUCGGAACGCCUCUGUGUUCUAGUAGAGAACUGGCGGAGUUUUACAAGAUACAGGAAGAACUUCGUCAUGGGAACGGUAUGAUAGUAGACGAGGAUUUCCUAAUGGAGUCCUGUCAGGACAGCCAGUACCACUACGGUCAUCGUCCACAUCUAAAUCAUCCUCAUCAUCAUCCAAACCACAAUUUAACCUACGUGGACAGCGGCAGAAGCGAAACCAGCGCCGACGAGGCGACCACCUGUCGAAAUUCUUGCAGAGACUCGACGUAUCACGGACCACCGGUUCCAAAUCGAGACCAUAGCCACUACAAGAUUCUCGAUUUAGACGCUGAUGGGAUCCAGGUGAUGGGUGACGUCGAUCUACAACACUUGCCGGAAGCGGUGAACAGGGAGAUCCUGAAGAACAGCCGCGAGAUCAUCUUCGAAGAGCCAGAAACAUCGAGGGAAGGGAGUCCGUUGUUACUAAAAUCGACUAGUCGGAAGAACACGAGACACGGUGUUCUGGACGAGGAGAAGAGAUCUUUGAACAGUUCCAAGAGGAGUCUCUAUCAUAGAAAUAUUCUUCGAGGCUUGGAAGAAGAUAAAAGAUCUCUGGAUGGGUCCAGAAGAAAUUUGAAUGGGUCCAGAAAGUAUUUAUUAAUUCCCUUGGAUAACAAGAACGCGGUGGAGACCGGAUACAGGGAGAAUUUCAUCGUUAAUAGAAAACACACGGGCAGCAGAGAAUAUUUAAACGCGACGAGGAAGGCCAUCUACGUAAAAGGAUGCAGGGAGCCCCAAGAAGUGGACGCUAGAGGAAGAUUGAACUCCAACGACGACAGGUUGAUGAUAGAAAUAGAAAAACCUUCGAAAUCGUGUCAGCCACAGGAGAUAUUAGCUAAAAAUAAGAGCACUUCGCUGUCCGAUCCUGAUCUAUCGCCGAACGACUACGUUCCUGCUAUAAAGUCACCAGUUCCAUCGACUUUGUUGCCAAUCUCUCCAGUAUCCGACCUGUCGCCGGAAUCUGGCUUCUACGAUGGAAUGCAAUGGAGUUGCAGCCCGGAGUGCGUUAGAAAGGAUCUAAAAAUUCCCAAUGAACCUGUGAUCGCAAGAAAUAGAAGGAGUUACGAGAAUGCGCAGCUUCAGGAUGUGAACGAGGUUUUAUCGAGACCUAACAGUGAUAAUAGCUCGUUGGAUAGCGAGGAGUCCAAGAAUUUAGUUAGUGAGAAUGGUUCUCGUAAAUUUGGCGAGAAAAAUAUUGCCGCGAAGCAGACGGUCCCUUACACGAGCGUCUGAGCAAAGUGUGCCUUUCUCUUAGUGUAACAUAUCGCUUCCAAGUGCCAGUGCAAUUGUGUUGUACAGAAUAUUGCGUUUUACGUAUUUCCAAAGCGGCAUCAGAGUCGUGAUUGGUCUUAUUCAACCCUGGAGCAUCAAUGUUAUUGGACACAGCUGCGGCUGGACGCGAGAAUCUGAACAUUUUCUGAAUUUACGAUCGAACCAAUAUUAUUAGUAAGAUUCUACAAGUAACGGUAACGAGCUUGUUUAUAGAAUAAGUGAAAUUUUUCAAUUGAAUUUUACAGAUUACAAGUCGUCCAACUAUUUCGUUCGACGUGAAACUGAACGCACGUAAUUGUAAGAAUCCAAGAAUUAAUAUUGUUAAUUGGUAAAUUAUUGUGCGAGAGAACUCUUUAUAAAAAGUAGAUAUACGAAAUAAAUUUCGACAAAUUUCUGAGGAAUUCAAGAAAUUCAUGGAAUAAGAGUUUUCAAUUAGUUUCACGUAGUUCAUUGUGCUCUGAGGGUUGUGAAAGUAACCAAUGUGUUUCCGUACAGACAUUCUUCGUGUAUGGCAGUGAUUAUACAGAAAAGUGAUAAACGACAGAGCUACAACAAACAAGCAACGACUAAGGGAUAGAAAAUAAAUCAAAAUUAUUCUCAUUUAUUUUCUAUCGUUCAACCGUCACGUAUUUCAUCGCUGUGCUUCUUAUCGCUCACCGUUUAGCGUUUAUCACUCUUCUGUAUAGUCACGGCUUAAAACGCGUAACUUUUCCAACUAUAUAUUAUAAGUAUCUGUGAAUUUAUAUUCUAUAAAUUAAGUAGAAGAUAUGCGGACAAUUAUUUUUGCUAUUUUACGAUGUUUGUAAAUUACACUAAACCGCAGGUCGGUUAGAAGCUUCCAUGUGUAAUAAUUAAAAGAGCCAGUCAAAUUGCUCGUUCAAUUUAGUAAAAUUAAUCUUCUAGAAACGAAACGUGGAUAUAAUCGUUUUUGUUCGAACGACGAGGCUUGGAUGAAAACGCUUUACGAGGUAGUUUCGAAAACGAAGCAUACGACGCUCUAACCAUUAAUUACAUAAUUAACCGUCAUUUUAAUUAAAACUUGAGAACUGAAAUAUCGAAGAUCUUGGAGAUUUCAUUAAUGAAAAUUAUCAAACAAUUCAGAAGGAACCGUCGAAUUUAAGAUUAAGUUAUCUAAAGUCAGCAUAUUCGAUAGAUUUAGGUAUAAAGAUCGACUAGAUGUAACAAAAGUACCUAGCAAACUAUCGAAAGGUAUAUUUUUACAAUUUAGCACGUACAAACGCUAAGGUAUUAAAUUAACGAUAUUCUGACUGAAGUCAUCGACACGUCAGUUACGUCCAUGCCUGGCAAAGCAUCAUCAGUGUUCGAACGAAACUUCGUAGAUUUAGCGAUGCCAUUUAAUUCCUGUUAAUUCUCCCGUAAAUUCACCCAUUAAAGACCAAUUUGCCGGAUAUAGGCAAAUGAAGAAGAAAAAUCGAACGAGUCUUUGGAAUUUCAUUUCGUAACCACGAUAUUAAAAAAUGAAAUUCAAUGAUUUGCUUCGAUCAAAAACAAACAACAAAAAAUAUAUAUAUACAUAUUUAAAACGAGUAGUCUUUAGUGGGUUAAUUUGACAAUUUAUGGCGAAAGGAACCGUGUUGGUUAAACAAUUCCACGUACUAUACUUCUAAUUAUAGUAGAAAAAAGGUGUAGCCACCAUAGCGAAGAUGAAAAAGUGCCUUGUUUUAACUUUCUAUUUCCACGAGAGUGAGGGUAACGAACGUUCUCACCGCCAAAACAAAUUAGCCUCGUUUAAUAUUUAUUGCUUGCAGGGUAUCCUAAGCACUAGGUCGACGUUUGUAUAUAGAAACGUUCUCAGUUAAAAAGACACUAUCGAUCGCGAGGAUAGGUUUGCACGAAAUCGACAGCCGCUUCGAGAGCUUCUCAGCUAUGUGAUUCGAUCGGCACAACGAACCAGAUCGAAUUAAUCUGAUAUUAUUUAGACGGAGUGUGCAGAGGAACCUGAAAUGGUAGAGCUCCGAGUGUUCCUCCGGGACAUGGAUACCUGCCAUCGUGACUUCUAGCAUAAAUUGUGAAACUCUUAUUUGUAAUAAAGACCAUUCGAAAUCUA